AUGGCGCCAACGAAGAUCGGGACCCACGACGGGUCGUUCCACUGCGACGAGGCUCUCGGAUGCUACCUCCUCAAACAGACCAAGCAGUUUCGCGAGGCUGAGAUCGUCCGCUCCCGGGAUCCCGAGACCCUCGGGGCGUGCGACAUCGUCAUCGACGUCGGCGCCGUGUACGAGCCCGAGAACAAUCGAUUCGAUCACCACCAGCGCGGCUUCGAGGAGAUCUUCGGCCACGGCUUCGUCACCAAGCUCUCCUCCGCGGGCCUCGUGUACAAGCACUUCGGCCGCGAGAUCGUCGCCACCACCUUGGCACUGCCGGAGUCCGACCCCAUCGUGGAGAAGAUCUACCUCAAGGUGUACAAGUCCUUCAUCGAGGGAGUCGACGGGAUCGACAACGGCGUCAACAUGUACGACACCGACGCGCCUGCCAAGUACUCGGACAACACCGGACUCAGCGCCCGAGUGGGGAAGCUUAACCCCGCGUGGAACGAGGACAGCUCGCCGGCGACGCAGAUGACCCAGUUCACCAAGGCUGUGGCGCUCACGGGCUCGGAGUUUGACGACGCGGUCAAGUACUACGGCCUCUCGUGGCUCCCGGCGCGGAAACACGUCGAGCAAGCGCUGGACACCGCAAAGGAGGUUCACCCCUCGGGCGAGAUACUGAAGCUGCCGUGCUACUGCCCGUGGAAGGACCACCUGUUCGAGCUCGAGGCGGAGCGCGGCACGAGCCCGCUGCCCAAGUACGCUCUGUACGAGGACGAUAAGGGCAACUGGCGGAUCCAGGCCAUCCCGCUGAUGCCGAGCUCGUUUGAGAACCGCAAGCCGCUGCCGGCGGCGUGGCGGGGGAUCCGGGACUCCGCGCUGGACGAGCUGAGCGGGAUCGAGGGGUGUAUCUUCGUGCACGCGGCGGGGUUCAUCGGGGGAAACAAGACGUACGAGGGUGCGCUCGCCAUGGCCACCAAGGCGUUGACCAUGGACUGA
Molecule: messenger RNA, 978 nt
Organism: Micromonas commoda
Lineage: Eukaryota; Viridiplantae; Chlorophyta; Mamiellophyceae; Mamiellales; Mamiellaceae
Exons: 1
Coding region: 1-978 (325 amino acids)
Cellular component (GO): cytoplasm; nucleus
Source: RefSeq, a predicted model, not a curated record